AAAUUUCUAAAUUCAUGUAUUCACCCCCUCUACAUUUAUGCCAAGUUUCAUUAAAAUUUGAAUUUUCGAGUUUGCGAGGUUCCCUUGUUAGAUGGCAGCCAUAUACAUUGCGCAUAUGAUGUUGAGAAAUACAUAAUUGAGAUUAAAACUUAUAAUUAUUUUUAACUUAUACUUUGUAUAAUGGUCUUUUCAGAAGAGCACAAAUUCUUCGUAUUUCUCCCUCAAUCUAUGAAAAUAUCAAUUAACGAUUACAAGGAAACAAGUAAGAGAUUGAUCAAGACUUCAGUUUCGGCGGUGAUUUUUUGUUCAAUUUAUUAAUACGUUUAUUCGUCUAUUUUCAUCCCGGCGCAACCAGGUUGAUUUUGCUCGACGAAAAAAUUCUGCCCAAAGGCAGCCCGACCGCGAACAACCAUUUGGAAAUUUUACGAGAUCGUUACGCGGCGCAGCUGCAUCCUGUGGACCGUAGACGCUGCGAUCUUCCUCGUUCUUGUCGGCGAACAAGCGGGCCGAUGGAAUUUCAAAUGAGGGUGCGGCCGCGCGUACGAAAUCGUCUGAAUGAAUUUUCGUCAGGAGCGUGUUCGCGCUCGCAUGAUCGGCGCAUCGAUCCAAGAGGACCGCCCGGAGUUGUGGACAUCGCGCGAGGGCAUUAAAAUUGCCGCCGAACAGAGAGGCGAGGGAUCGGCUAAGGAAAAAAAGAAGAGAAGAGGAGAGAAGGCGACGAGGAGCCCCGUCGAAUAAAACCGCCAAAAAGUCAAGUGAAUCCAGCCCAGGUAACCGUAGCAGUCGAUUUGCGGUUACCGCAGAUACGCAAGAGAAAAAGAAGGCUCUUCUUUUUGUUUCUCUAUCUCUUUUUCUUUCUCUUUACUUUCUCAUAUAUUUCUUACUUGUAUUUUUGCUUGCGUCUUAUAUCUUCUUUUGUCUCAUAUUUCGGCUUUAUUUUAUUUUUAUUUCUUAUCUCUCAUCAACUUGCUUGCAUAAUAUUUCCCUUAUAUCAUUUAUUUUACUUUUUCUGAUUUCUGUACUGUUUUGUUUGUUUUUAGAGAAUUCUCGCCCUGAACGGCUAAGAAACGCUCAGUCGGUCUGUCUGUCUUCUCGCACGCUCGCUCCUUCCCGCAUCCUUAGCGUUAUCGUUUCCUUUCGAUCCCGCAAAAGUCUUCUGCGGUAAGCGAGGGAGAGCGCGUAGACAGUCGGAUUUAUAUUCAAAUGAAUUGCGAUGGAAGGCUCGAUUUAUCGAUGCCCCAUCAAACCCCGUGGCGCACGUAUGGAUUGCGCAGGUUGGAGGGAAGGAAAAUCAAAGGGUUAAGUUACGAGAGAGAGAGAGAUGAAGGACGCGCCUAAGGAGCCAGAUCCCUUUCCUCGCUCGCUCAACGACUAUUAUUGCUUGGGGGGGGAAGGGGAGGUAGACUGCGAACUCAAAGAUUGCACGGUGUAACAAACUUCUUCGGAAUUUUUUCUUAUUAUUAUGUUUUAUAAUUAUAUACGUUGAAUUAACGGCGCGUCGUCGCAUCGGGACUUCCUUCAAGACGUUACCAUAUACUCCAUCCGCGAAUGUUUCCGUGAUAACGCGAGCAUUACUGAAUCUUCAGGAUCCUCAUCUCGGAGGACGAUAACGCGGCGAAAAAUUCCGCGAACCAAAGUUUUUCGAGAACGCAAUUAACGACACGACGGUGUCCUGCCUCCCUUGCGCCGCGUACGUGUGCGUGCAUGCCUUUAUUUAGCUUUAGUUGGUCGAAACCGGUUGCAAGCGACUCCACUCCGCUCUCUGAUUCGGGAGAGAGAGAGGAGAGGGGGGGGGAGAGGGAGAGAGAGAAAGAGAGGGAGGAAUGCCCGCGGUCCAGCGCACCGCAACUUUUAGGGUUCCCCUAAGGCGCAGGAAGGAAUUUCGCACGACCGAAUGAAGCGACGUCGUGAGAUGUCAGUUUCUCUCAGCCGGAAAUCAUCGCUGAGGUAACACCGCGUCUGGCCACCACAAAUUAUUAGCGACUUGAUAUGGGUAAGAUAAAAAAUCAUCUAUUUAUAUAGAUAAAAUUUCUUUUAGUCGACCAAACUAUUAGAUUAAUAAAUAUUGUAGUUUACAGAGAUGAUUGUAAGCUUUAUCCUUUAAUUUUUUUAAAUUUGUACUACUUGAAAAGAACUUAAAGUUAAAAUCAAAACGUUGUAGUUUAUUAAUCUAAUGAAACUUGCUAGGUCGCUUAGGCGACUAAAAGAAAUUUUAUUUAUGUUAAUUAUCACUGGCGAAAAAAAAUUUUUAUAUUUUAUUUUGUUUAUUUGAAAGUAUUUUUUUAGUGUAUAGCGUAUACUGAAGUACGUACUACUUAAAUAUACAUAAAAAGAAUUUUUAUGGAAUAUUUGCUUAUACUGUGCACGCGGACAAAUAUAAUAUUUAGAUAUAUUUUUGUAUUUCAUUUUCAUAUUUAAUAUGAAAUUGAAAUGAAUUUAUUUAAAGUUCAAAUUCUGCUUUCUCUCUCUAGCCAGAAAAGGAGAACUUAAUGUUUUUUUUUUUUGUAAUAAGUGAUUCAAAAGUAACUCGAUGAGUGACCAUACUUGCAUUAUUUAAAAUUACGCGCACGGGUGUAUUUAUGGGUCCGCAUAAAUGUUACGCAAGACGUAGGGUAACACGUCGAGAAGGGUUCAGAGUGCGACGUCUCGCGAACCGCUCACGGCGAUGAAGAUCUCGCACUUCUCUAUCGAAAUUCGGUCAGGGUCGAUCGGGCAAUUUGCUACCUGCCCGCCACUGGCGACUUAAUUACUCCUUCUUGUGCCCUGUAAUUUUCGUUUCUGCCUCUCUCGCGGAGCCGUCCAGAACGAAAGCGUGCUACGUGCCUCACGCUAGAUCGCGUGGGCUGCUUGCGUCAUUAAGGGUAGUAACUCGCGGUGCCGGAAUGACUUUGGCUGCGGCGGAGAAAGUGGCCGGGUGUGGCUAGACACUACCACUCUAGGAGAGACAAUCUAUCUCCCCUCCCCCUCUUCCCAUCUCUCUCUCUGACGUGUGAGAGAAGUCGUUCUCCUUUGAAGAAUCUUCUAUGUUUCUCAAUUGCUUUCGAAUUCUGAAUUCUUUCGUAAUAAACGAUAAGUAUGGAAUGCACGCGCUUCAAUCAUUGCUCCUCAUCUCGAGGAUAAUUGCGUUUCUUCGCGCUACUGAUUCACUGCGCUCGAUCCUCCAUCAUCGCGGUCGAAGGGAAUUCUCUCUCGUGCUCCUUCUCGCGCGACACGUGCGAGAGCGGCGCGCGUUAAGAUCGCACGUGGGUGCACGCGUCGCACGUCACGCGCGCCGCCGUCGACGGCGACGACGACGACGACGACGACGACGACGGUCGGUCAGUAGCCGCUGCGCCGGAUCGAACGGCCGGGGUUCGACGAACUCUUUGUCUCGAAAACCGGACGAACCGUUCGUACAUAUGUACGUACGUACGUACGCCUCGGCCACCUCUGGCCAUAGCGCCUAACAUACCUCGCGUUUCUUGCCUCUCCCCCGACAAAGUCGCCGUCGCCGUCGUAGCGUUCGCCAUCCUCCCGUUCUCCGCGAAAUCGAACUCGUUUCUGUCUCGUUUCUGAGAUCAGAUACAAUUUUGUAACAAUGGGACUCUGGGCUAAAACAAAGUCAAAUCCUUGAGUUGGUCUCAUUUUUAUCCAAGCGAUUUCAACUACUUUACGUUUUUUUUCCCCCCAGCAUUCUCUUCUCACAAAACAAUAAAAAUUAAAUAUUAAUUAAUAUUUAUUAUUAAUAAACUUUUAUUGCGAUCCGCAGUUGGGACAUUUAAUUUACACUUCAAUAAGCUUUUCUGAUUUUUUUUUCAGAAUUUUCUGGGCCCGUUAAAGUGAUUUAAUUUGACGCGGACAUAAAUGACUUAAGGUAUCAGUUUACGUUGACAGUUCAGUUUGACGAUUAAUAUCUAAAUCGAAUAGACAAUUGGGAAUAUUUUCCCUUAAAACAUUUACCAUUAACCGAAUUUAAGCCGAUGAGAGGCGAAGCCGUCGUAUUACCGUGGUCUUCGACAACUUCGCGCCCUCUCAUUUUGGGGAGAAACCGAGAGUCAAGGACAAUUGGUUUGUAAGAAUAAGCGUGUUUAUUGUUACGAGAUUUACUUACAGUACACACCCGCCGUUUUCUCGCCGCUGUUCCUACCUCCUCGCUCGUUCGCCUCGACUCAAACGCGGUGAGUACACCGUUGCGGUCGUCUGGUCCUCCGCGGUCUUCUUAACCGCGGGGGCCCCCCUUUUUCUCGGGCCGAUUUACGGCGCGAUAUACGCGAGAGGGAAUUACGCGGCGAAUUUUUAUGCGCGUUUUAUUCCUUUUUCCCCCACGCACACACUUACGCACGGACAGCCGAAACGGCGUAUCCCGCAACAAUGUUACGGAUCAGACGCGGCGGACUGGCAGGAAACAUAAAUAUCGGAGCCUUCGAGAGUACCGAGGCUCCGAAAUACGUUUCCCCCCUUUUACGGGAGCGAGGCCCAACCCUUCUCAGGCGGAACGGCGAUUGCAGUUUUGCGUGCUUUUUGCGGCGUUACCAGAAGGUACUGGUAGCACUAAUGCGUCGUUUUCGAGGAUCUUCGAAUCAAACCUGCAACUCGAUGGGAUUACAGUGAUGGGAAAAAAAAUUUUACGACUAUUCCUCAAUAAUAAAUUUUAUUAUAGGGUUGGAUAUUACACAGCAGACUAGCUCUUGAAGUGUCCGUUUGAAAGACGAAAUCUUUAAAUCAUUAAAAAUAAAAUCGUUACAAAAUAGUUUUGAUCCGAUUGAUAGAGUUCCACGAAAGGCUUCUAAUCAGCUAGCAUCCGCUCUUGAACGUGUCCUCCGUCAUCCUCUUUGAGGCUUCAGACGGUUUGUUUGCUAAAUGUUCCCUCUCAACCCCGCUUCCUUCAGUCUCGUCUCUCGGCCUUCUCGCCUUUCGCUUGAACCUCGGCGAACCUCAGGCCAUUGUUAAAACUUUUUCGAGGUUAUUACACGUGAGAUAUGUAAAUGCGUCGCCGGUCGGGGUCGGUCCUCGACGUCGAAGGACCAGCUCCGCCGAGUCGUUCCCACUCGUUCUUUCGGGCUCUUCCUUGCUCUCUCGCCCGAUUCCUUGACUCCGCUCGGCAGGGGCGGAUCGGACUGUAGCGUGGCAGAUAAUUCGCGAUCUUGUGCAACUGUAUACAUGGCCAAUUCUCAUGUCAUCGUUAUGGCGAUUCGAAUCCUCGUAAAUCUUUAAACUAUUUAAUCAUAUUGAAAUUCGAAUUAUAUAUAUUUAAAAAAUUAUUCAAAAACCAGAUUUCUUAAAAGUCUUAAACGAUCUCGAAAAUUGCAAAUGUCGUGAAGUUUUUGCAAACCUUGAGUCUUGAAAAUGUUUAACGUGUUGAAAUGAAGAAUGAGUUACCUAGUAGGAAAAAACCUUUAAAUUUGUUAUUUGAAAUAAUUUGUGAUUUUUAUUAUAUAAUCCGUACUCUGAACCUAUAAUUCUCUCUCAAUUAAUUUUGACUUUCCCAUUUAUUUAGGCUCGGUCAAACUAACACGUUUCUCACAAAAAUAUCGACCUAUAAGAUUCAUAAGAGUUUCUGCACCAGGCAAUACGAGUUUUCUAUAGACUCAAACAUCUAUGGACACACAUAGACCACAUCCAUCCGUCAACCACUCGCUGCUGCUGUGCAAAUAUCCUUGGACAAGAAUGCAAGUGACGUUCUACACGUGUAAACCAUAUCCUCUCUCUUCCUAUGUCUGAAUUGAUAUUAUUUAAUCGCACGCGGUGCGUCGUCCGAGAUGGAAUUUCUUUUCAGUGUCCGCUCCUGCUCCUCGCCGCCGUCGCCACCACCGCCGCCUCUGCAUCGUCAUCACCAUCUCUCCGACUUCUCUGUAACGGAUAGGCCUCACCUCCGGAACGGAACUGACUCCAGUCUGCUUUCGGUUUGGCCAUCGCGAAUGCCAAGCGCGUCGAGCUCAGUAAGAGCGUGGCGUUCACGACGUGCGCUUCGCUGACCGCCGAUCACGCGAUCGCCGUCCUCGUUAUUCCGGAAUAAAGUUUCCAAGAGGCGAUCGCUCAAUUCGCGUCGACCUAGUCCUAUCGUUCCUAGAGCGGAAAAAAAAGGGCGCAACGAUACGCGCGCGUGCACCCGCGCGCUCGAAAGAAGGACGAAGAUCCUGUGGCGAGUGGAUCGAAUCAGGAAUACCGCAUGUGCGACCGGGUCGGGAGGAAUGAGUCCAAAUAAUUCGGCGGAUCCACGAGACAGAAGCUCGAUGUUCAAAAAGAGCCUGUAAGAAUACUUUCUGUUAGAGAAUUGCAUUCUACCCUCAAACGAAACGAGAGAUUCGAUUUUCCCAGUAUUUGAAAUAAUUAAUACAUGUUUAAAUAUUUGAUACGUGUGAAUUUUUUAGCGACGUAUAUACAAACAUCUUCAGACAAAUGACAUACCUCCCUCGUUAAAUCAAUUAUUUAACAACACUCAGGUACGACAGUUUAAAUGGAUGCUGUGAAUCUUGUAUAGAAUAGUGCUAAUUAGUGAUCGAUUUUAAUACAGAUCUUUGCCACGAUUGAAGCUAAAUUCAGCUUGACGAAAAAAAAAAAAAUAUAAUAAAGUGAAGGAGAGAGCGUAUGGACGGAUUUCCGUGGUCCUUCCCGCUUUGGCGCGAAGAGCCGAAAAGUCUCGGCUCUUCGCUCGAUCCUCGCCGGGUGUUUCACUCCGUCCGUGCUUCACUCUACUUACUCAAGCUGACCCUGAUCGUAAUAAUUAAUGGCAAGUGCAUGGUGGCGGUUUACUCAUGCCUGGCGAUAAGUACGUAUACGCGGAUACCAGGUAUCCGUACGCGUCCGCAGACGCGCAGCAGAGGUCCGUACCUCUCCGGUUAUUAAACAAUUUCCGCCCGCAAUUGAACGCGCUCGUAAUGAACGAUGUUGUAAUUAACGUUAGCGUCAGCGCAUGCAGAACUUUGCUCGCGCGAAGUUACGCGCCUGUCCUUAAGCGAGGCCCGGCCUAAUUGGUCAUUAACACCAGGAGAUCCAUUGGUCCCACCGCCCUCCUUCGCUUUCGGUCGACAGCUCCGUUGGAUAUUAUUACGUUAUUGUUGCACCUGGCGGCCCCGGCGCGACCUGUAAAGACCCGGAACACACCGCCUAAGUCUCAUCAGGUGGCGAUGCGUCCGAGAGAAGUUGAUACGCGUCUCUGAUAGCCCCGUUGUGCACUGGGAUAUGAUAUGAUUGAAAAUAUUCGAAAGGCAUGGGGCUUAAACGCGCCGAGCCGCACACGAACGAAUUUGACACGCGAGCGCGCAAACGGAAGAGGUAUCAUAAAUCAUUAAUGCGAUCCGGCAUUCCUCCGUUAAUGAGAUCCCCUCCCACGAGAGAGGAGCCGGCUAAGCCAGAGUUGGUUUUCGCAAAUGUUGAGCAUCAGGAGCAGCCGAGCUCAACAAUUACGGUUAUAUAUACGGUCUGCCUUUCAAUCAGUUUCAAGUGGAUUCUACGUAACUGACCUACCGCCGAGAGAAUUACAUUUCCAACUGCCUGGAAACUAUGCCGAAUAAUACAAGUAGUUAAACCAUCGUAGCUCACGUAUUUGCUUACUGCUUCACAUCUGUCUUUAUUUCGUUGUAAAAAAAAAAAGGGAAAGUAUAGGAAGUCUCUUUCUGAACCUUACUCGCGUGAUUUAACGAAAACUUCAUCUAUUCGCAGAAGUAGAAAUCCGUUAACGGAUUAAGAAAUCGUCGAAGGGACCGAUCGGCGAGCGUGCGAGCCGGCGAGUGCCAUUUAAUCACGAGUGCGGUUUUACAGGCGCAGCCGGUGAACCCUAACCGAGACCGCGAACACAGGUGUCCGACUGCAAGGAUGCGCGCACGAAGGAAACGGUGCGUGAUGUCCCGGUGACGACGACGGCCACGAUUGCGAUCACGCUCACGCACGCAUUUUUACGCGCGUGUACGCAAAGAGAGAGAGAGAGAGAGAGAGAGAAAGGGAGCGAGAGAGAAAGAGAGAAAGAAAAAGGGAAAAAGAGACCAAGAAAAAGGGAGCCAGAAACAGGCCCGCCGAUGAGGCUGGGUCCGAUUAUCCUGUCGUGGGCCACGGCCACGGCCGGCUGGCUGGGCCCGUCGGGCGGAAUCGCGGCGACGGCGACGGCGAUGGCGCGAGCCCCGCGCUCUCGGGACUACGAGCUCUCGACGGAGUUCUUCUUGGUGCCGUCCGAGAUCGGGCAUCACGGCUUGGCGAGCGUGGCGAGCGUUAUCAGCGUGCCGGCGCCGAACCGGACGAUCACCGUCUUCAGGACACCGCCGGGCGUCAGGAAGAGCCAGGAGGUAGAGAUGCGACCGACCCCGAAGUCCCUACUGAAGCAACGGCCCUGGGCGCUGCCGCUCGCCGCGCUCAGCGCCGCGACGAUGCUCCUCAUGGCUGGCUUCGAGAUCUUCGUGCUGUUCAAGGCUAGAGCGACGGCACCGAACAGACGGCACUUGUUCCUGGGCCAGGCAUUGCUUCUGGGCCUCUUUCUUCUGGCGGGUCUCUCGGCCGCGGCCUCCCUCAGCCAAAAUCCACUGUCCUGCGCAGCUUUCCGGUUGGUGGGUCUCCCCGCUGCCCUCGUGUUCGCCGCUCUGCUGGUCAAAUGCGUCUUCCUGCUCUCGUUGAACAGCGGCGUGUACCUUCCGGCGCCCUAUCAGGCGCUGGUGCUGGCGUUCGCGGUGUUGGUGCAGGUGGCCAUUGUCGGGCAAUGGUUUUACGGCGAACCACCUGCGGUGAUCCAGGUGCAACAGCAGCAGCAGCAGCAACAGCAGCAGCAAGCUACGGGCCAAAGCUCGUCGACGUCCACCGCCUCCUGCAGGACCCCGCUCGGACAAAUAGUGGCCUCCCUCGGGUAUCCCGGCGCGCUGUUAGUGGCGGUGGCGUGUCUAGCGGUACGCGCGCGGAGCGUCCGGGACAAUAAUCGGGAAGCGGCCUUCAUCGGCCUGGCGGUCGGGCUCUCGCUGCCGAUCUGGAUCUCCAGCGGCAUCGGCACGCUCGCGGCCGCGAGCGAGGGCGAUCGUGAGGCCUGGCUGGCGUACGGUCUGCUCGCCACCUCGCUCUUCGUCUUCCUCACCAUGUUCCUGCCGAAGGGCCGGCAGCUGGCCGCCCUGGGCCGCGAGGGGCCCGCCGCCGUCAUUCGCGAUCGCGACGACGCCCUCAGCUCCCUCCCCGGCAGCGGUUACUCGCCCUCCUUCUUCCACUUCAAGCCCGCGGAGGCGUCCCUCAAGAGGAAGAUGCAUUACCACAGUGCCGAUCGAGUCGCACUGGUCUCGUCCGGGAUACCCGGAUGCAGCGCCUGCAGGCACGGAGGAAGUCCCAUAUACUCGGACGAUAUGCACGGACCGAUGGAGACGUUCGUUCUGCCACCCGGUAUGUACUUGAGGCCGGAGGACGCCGGAAAUCUCUACACGACCUUGUCGGCCAAUCCCAACGUGUUCUUCCAAAGGGCUGCCCAUCCCGGGAUGAUGUACUGAGGGCGAAUUCUUAUCUCGCCCCGACGACAAGACUUAUUGUUGUACAUGCGCGUCGCGUAUUAAGAUUAGAUUACGGACAGGCGCGAUUGUUGAUCUCUCGUUUACUUGUAAAUAAUCGUCGUUAUCGGUACCUGGUGGAGCGAAGUACUUUUCUCCGCGAGUACUUCUCGGACUUGUAACUCGGACGAUCAUCCGGCGGGAUGAUGCACCUCCCGCCGGAGAAACGCGCGCGAUCAAUUGCGGAUCGCCGCGAGCAAUGAAUCGAGCCUGCACGCUGCGAAUCACCGAUGCGAGAGAGACUCGAACUGGAAGUCUACGUGCCUCCGGAACAACGCAAUAAAUGUUACGACGCAAUUUUUUUUUAAAUACGAGAAAUAUUAUUUUUCCACACCACACCUUGCGGAUGAAUUCGAGGAACGUUUAUGCCAACUGUCUCUUUAAUUAAUGGAGAAACGAAGAUCAUUGUUAAAUGAUGUGAUUAUUGCGUCAAAAUUUUAGACUUUUGGGGAAAAUUAAUUCCUCGAAAGCAACUUCUAUUAAAUUUUUGCGCCGAAUAAUCGAUUAAUGUUUUAAUAGGAUUGAAGACACUCGUGUCCAUUUCUACCUAUAAGCAUGUUCCUUUUAGUUGCACUGCUGCACUGGUGCAACAAGUUAAAGUGAGAUAAAUAUAUUUUUUCUCAUUCUAACUUAUUACACCAGUGCACCGACAAAGAACAGGCCUUAUGUAAAUUAACUUUAAUCUCAAGUUUAAUUUAUCUUUUUCUAAUUGUAAGAAUUGAAAGAAGACACAGAGUUAACAGAGAAUAAUUAAAUUAGUAGAAAUAGACACCAGAGGAAUCUUUCCUCUGGAAAACAAAAAAAAAGAUCAAAUUUCGAUCUCUGUGCGACGAUUAAUACAAUCGACAGAAUUAUUUAUAAUCCCUGUUUUUUUUUCUCCUUGUGCCAAAAGCCAAGAAGUUAAUAAUCCUAUGCACAUAUUAACAAAAUAGAUAUUGCUCGACAAGGGAGGAGGGGAGGAAGGAGAAUUGAUCGCUAAUUAAGUUAAUCGGAUUGAAGAGUCACUCCGGAUUUGUAGAAGCAUCUAUCAUUAUCAGCUGACAGCUGAGCGGGACUAAUUGGAUGUCUUACCUUCUCACAAAAGAGUUAGAGAUUGCAAUGAUGACGAGGAAAAUCCUAGAUCAAUUGCCGUGCUCGAUUGCGAUCGAUUCGAGCGGCAACGUAUACAACUACAAGCAAACGGAAGCCUACUGAGAAUCACGGCCGCGAUUUAACCGUGACUUUACUUUAGAAUGCUUCUACGUCCAUAAAAUGUAGAUAUUAACGAUGCAACCAAUGUCUAUGAAAUCUAUAGGUAAUGUAAUCCACAACUUUGUGAUUCUCUUCCGUGCUACAUUCAAGAGCAGAGUUGGACGUUUAUGCAUGAAAUAUAUACUCUACCUAUAUGUGUAUAUAAUGUAAAUUAUGUAAAUUACGUGUCAUUUUACGUUUUUUAUGUAAACAAUAAUUUAGAGUAGUUUUAUAGAAGUUUUAGAUUUUAUCAGAAAUAAUGAAAAUUAUAUUUGAUUUAUUUUUGAUAAAUCAAAAUAUCUAAAUAAUUUAUUUCAUUUUAUUAAUAUUAAAGUCAUAUGUAUGUAAAUAUUUUUAUAAAUUUUAUAAAUUUCUUUUAUUUUGCUAUCUAAUUUAAGGCAUUGAUCCAUAUUCUACACAAAAUAAUUGUACACAAGCAGAAUAUUCUACACACAAAAAAUUGUACAUGGAAAAACUGUGCACAAGAAAAUUAUCCUUGAAUUAAAAAUUGCCCACGGAUAUAUGGACAGUUUUUCUACACACAAUAGUGUACAAUUAUCUUGUGUAAAAUAUGAUCUCAAUUUAAUUUAAGACUCGCUUUGACUGAUUGCGAAACAUUGCAUUUUCCUCUCAUAAUUGUAUUAAUUACAUAUUGAUCUAAUGUCCAACUUAUUAUACAUGUUUGUAUAUAUGUUGCCUGAAAAA
Messenger RNA from Monomorium pharaonis (pharaoh ant), 11423 nucleotides. RefSeq lists its product as uncharacterized. Gene Ontology annotation, biological process: regulation of synaptic transmission, glutamatergic; G protein-coupled glutamate receptor signaling pathway. NCBI's taxonomy places the organism in Eukaryota, Metazoa, Arthropoda, Insecta, Hymenoptera, Formicidae. Gene Ontology annotation, molecular function: group II metabotropic glutamate receptor activity. The record is from RefSeq and is a predicted model, not a curated record. Bases 7995 to 9431 code for a protein of 478 amino acids. The transcript has 6 exons. Gene Ontology annotation, cellular component: membrane.